UUUAGUUGUGAAACUUUGAAUACACUUUCCUACUGAGAGUAUCUAUAGUUUUUAGGUCAUAAGUAACUACCAACAACACCUUUAUCUAUCUAAGACUUUUAAUUUGUUAGUCACGAAGCUUAGAAAUAACAAACUUGUCAUCGCUUAAAGAAUAUAAUAUUUGUGUAUUCUAAUUGAAUUUUUAGUAAAAAGAAAAAGUGCUUAUCAUAAACGAUCAUUUAUCAACGAGAAAGUUUUAUUUGUGAUUCCCUCCCAAAUCGUUCAUAGAACAUUCUAAGUGUACCUUCGUUUUUCAUUUGAAUCAAAAUGAGUGUUUUUUAAACAAAAUUGUAUGAAAACAUCUGUAAUGGAUUUAAAAUCGCUCGUCAAAUGAAAAUGUGUGUGUGUGUUUUUUUUUAUCAACUUUUUUAUUUUUUAAUUAUUGUUACCUUCAAAUGCAGUUAAUGUGUCUUCUAAUAUAAUAAAUCAUAUCAAAUGAUAGCUCGUACUUAUUCUCGAAGACUGAGCAAUGUCAUUCUCUUUUAAUAAACUACGAUCACUCAUACCGGGUCAAAAUUCUUCGUCAUCAUCGAAUAAUGGUGCUAAACAGAGACAUUCGGUGAGUUUGGAACCGGAAAUAGGGUUUCAAAUUUUCAUCGAAUCAACGCCACAAUCAUUACCGGAUGGAGCCGCUGCCGAAGGUGUACGUGGUGGUGGCGAUGGUAGUGUAAUGGUGCCGGAACUUAAUGUGUUGUUAAUUUCGGCGCGCCAUCUACCAACUGUGUUUGGAUUUAAAAUAGUGCAAGGAUAUAAUAUUAAGGUGAAAUUGUUUCCUGGGACGAAGAGGUACGAUAGCAGUAUUCAAACUAAUUCAUGGCCAAAAUUUAACGAGAAUUUUAAAUUUCCAUUGGCACCCGAUAAAAAACCAUCGAUAAAAAGUUACAUGAAAGGUAGAAGAGUAUCAGAGUUUUUACCCGAAGAACUAUUUGCUGGACAUUUUGUUGUAUUUACUGUGUAUGCUCUUUUGGAACUUCCACCAGCGAGUCUUAAUAGAUUUAAUAAAACCUACCGAUCUCUGAGAGAACGAAGCUCUUCGCUUGUUCAAAAAGUUGUUGAUUCAAGUGCCAAACCAAAAGAUGAUGAUGCUUUUGCUAAAAAUUCUAAAGUUACUAAUUCAAAACAACAAGAAACUGUACAGCUUACAAGUAGUGAAGCUAAAAGAAAUAUUGGAUCUGUGACUUGUUAUUUAGAACCAAAAGUUUUUAAAAGAAACACAAGGACAGGACAAUUUUGUACUGAUGAACUUUGGCUGCCAAUAAAGGAUAUUACAACAACAGUAUUAAAAGACUCUAAUAGUCUGACACAGUCACCAAAGGGGGUUGUCGAAAUAAUUCUUGAGCUGCAAGAUUUAAUUAAAGAUGAAAUAAAAGAUGCAGCUCCGACAACUCCAACAGAUGGCACCACUGUUGACCAAAAACCCAAUCCACCAGUGAAAACCUCCAAUAGCACUAAGAUCUCCUCAUGGCCUGGUCUAUCCGAGGUAAGGAGGAAAAUGGGAAAAUCCAAUCCGAAACCGGAGAAGGGUCUUCUACUAAAAGUAUCAACAUCAAAAAUGCGAUGCUCCAAUAAGGUCAAAGAUGAGCUAGAAAGUUCAGCGGGAAGUGUGUACAUAAAAACGACAGUUUUUGAGCAUAAUAUUUAUUUGGAUUCUUGGAAGUCGGAGUUCUUUUUUCCAUCACUUUCAACUAAAUGGGAUUUGAAUGUUUCAACAGUGACAAUCCCAGUGAAAUUACCAGAAGAUCUUAAUAAUAUUCUCAUAAAGACCACACUAGCAACGAAAAAUAAGUUAGGAAAGAAAAUGUUCCUAGGAACUGUGAUAAUCGGCCCCACAGUGUCUGGUUCAGGCUUAGAACAUUGGCAGAGUGUGGAAUACAAGAGAAACGAAAAAAUUCCUAUGUGGCAUAGUUUUCAAUAAAGAAAAAUUAUUAGAAAUAUUUGUUUA
Messenger RNA from Eupeodes corollae, 1981 nucleotides. RefSeq lists its product as uncharacterized. The record is from RefSeq and is a predicted model, not a curated record. NCBI's taxonomy places the organism in Eukaryota, Metazoa, Arthropoda, Insecta, Diptera, Syrphidae. Bases 509 to 1954 code for a protein of 481 amino acids. The transcript has 7 exons.